This is a messenger RNA of Mugil cephalus (flathead mullet), 4431 nucleotides long. It is a transcript of the gene cacna2d3, whose product is annotated as calcium channel, voltage dependent, alpha2/delta subunit 3. The transcript has 39 exons. The coding region runs from base 106 to 3603 and encodes 1165 amino acids. The record is from RefSeq and is a predicted model, not a curated record. Gene Ontology annotation, molecular function: voltage-gated calcium channel activity. NCBI's taxonomy places the organism in Eukaryota, Metazoa, Chordata, Actinopteri, Mugiliformes, Mugilidae. Gene Ontology annotation, cellular component: voltage-gated calcium channel complex.
GCUGGCAGUAGCGCAGCUGGAGAAGGUGCACCGGGUUCGAGCAGUCCAGCGCGGGGCUGGCGCGGGAUUUUACUCUACACAUAUUUUUUACGAACGGAGCUGGAGAUGCAGGGAAACUGGAGGAUCCUGUUCUCGCACAUGUGCAGCAGCAGCUUCCUUCUGCUCUGGAUCUUCGUCGGCUUGAAUGUGGUGGAGGUGGCGGGGUCCCAGCAAGGGAUCCCUCUGUCAGUUGUAAAGCUUUGGGCCUCUGCAUUUGGUGGAGAAAUCAAAUCAAUUUCUGCAAAAUAUUCUGGAUCACAACUACUACAGAAGGAGCUCUGGGCGAUAACAGCACCACGUCCAGGGACCAACUCCAGUUCUGAAGGAAGUACCCCGGUCAAGGGCAGUGGCAGGAUUAAUCCGAAGAACACUGCUGCAUGCCUUGGAGGGUGGGAGGAAAGCGGAUCACCUAGAGGAAGUCCACGCAGACAUGGGGAGAGCAUCCAAACUGCAUUCAGAAAGCGGCUCCAGGGUCCAAAUCUGGGAGCGUCUUGCCCAGAGAAAUAUAAAGAAUUAGAGAAGUCGGUCAGAGUGGAGGAGAUUGAUGGAGUGAAACUGGUCAAAAACCUGGCGGUGAAGAUGGAGGAGGUGUUCCGAAAGAAAGCAGAGGCCACCAGGCGCCUGGUGGAAGCAGCAGAAGAAGCGCACCACCAACAUGAAGAAAACCCGGACCUGCAGUAUGAGUACUUCAACGCUGUGCUGAUCAAUGAAGUGGACGGGGACGGUAAUAAUGUGGAGCUGGGAGGAGAGUUCAUCCUGGAGCCCAACGACCAUUUCAAUAACCUCUCGGUCAACCUCAGCCUCAGUGUGGUGCAGGUGCCCACCAACAUGUACAACAAAGAUCCUGACAUAGUGAACGGGGUUUACUGGUCCGAGGCCCUGAAUAAAGUGUUUGUGGAUAAUUUUGAAAGAGAUCCAACACUUAUCUGGCAGUAUUUUGGGAGCGCCAAAGGUUUCUUCAGGCAGUAUCCUGGAGUUAAAUGGCAUCCAGAUGAACACGGUGUCAUUGGUUUUGACUGCAGGAAUCGGAAGUGGUACAUCCAGGCGGCUACGUCUCCUAAGGAUGUUGUGAUCUUGGUUGAUGUUAGUGGAAGCAUGAAGGGGCUGAGGCUGACCAUCGCCAGGCAGACAGUUUCCUCCAUAUUAGACACACUGGGAGAUGAUGACUUCUUCAACAUCAUUGCAUAUAAUCAGGAGAUCCACUACGUGGAGCCUUGUUUGAAUGGUACGCUGAUCCGGGCUGACAGAACAAAUAAAGACCAUUUCCGCGAACAUCUGGAUAAGCUGUUUGCCAAAGGGAUCGGGCUCCUGGGUGAGGCUCUGGCUGAAGCCUUCACCAUCCUGAGUGAUUUUAAUCAGACGGGACGUGGCAGUGUGUGCAGCCAGGCCAUAAUGCUGGUGACUGAUGGGGCGACGGAAAUGUACGAUGAUGUUUUUGAGAAGUACAACUGGCCAGAGAGAAAAGUGCGGAUAUUCCCUUACCUGAUUGGGCGAGAGUCUGCAUUUGCUGAUAACCUUAAGUGGAUGGCAUGCGCCAACAAAGGAUAUUUUAGUCAGAUCUCAACCUUAGCCGAUGUUCAGGAGAACGUGAUGAGGUAUCUUCAUGUCAUGAGCCGCCCGAAGGUUAUCGAUCAUGAACACGACACAGUGUGGACUGAAGCUUACGUGGACAGUGCACUUUCUCAAGCUCAUAAGCUGAACGACAAGUCAGGCCCCAGUCUGAUGACCACAGUAGCCAUGCCUGUCUUCAGUACAAAGAAUGAAACGAAGAACCAGGGUAUCCUGUUGGGGGUCGUAGGAACAGACAUCCCUCUGCAGGAGCUGAUGAAGCUCAUCCCCAAACAUAUGUUAGGGAUCCAUGGAUAUGCAUUUGCCAUCACAAACAAUGGCUACAUCCUGAUCCAUCCCGACCUCAGGCCUUUGUAUCAGGAUGGUAAGAAGAGGAGGAAGCCCAACUACAGCAGCGUGGAUCUCUCUGAGGUGGAGUGGGAAGACAAAGAUGACAUUCUACGCAAUGCGAUGGUGAACAGGAGGACGGGGACUUUCUCUAUGGAGGUGAAGAAGACUGUGGACAGAGGGAGGCGUGUGCUCAAGAUGCACAACGACUAUUACUACACUGACAUCAAAGGAACUCCAUUUAGUGUUGGAGUGGCUCUUUCAAGAGGUCAUGGAAAGUUCUUCUUCAGAGGAAAUGUAUCAGUGGAAGCAGGCCUCCGUGAUCUGGAACAGCCAGAUGUCGCCCUGGCAGAUGAAUGGACAUACUGCAACACAGAGGAGCAGCAUGAGCACCGUCACCUGACCCAGAUUCAAGCCAUCAAGCUCUUCAUGACAGGCCGCAGACCGCACCUCAAGUGUGACAGAGAGCUGAUCCAGGAAGUGCUGUUUGAUGCCGUGGUCACUGCUCCACUGGAAGCCUACUGGACUGGACUGGCUCUCAACAAGUCAGAGAACUCUGACAAAGGAGUGGAGAUCACUUUCCUGGGUACACGUACUGGUCUGUCGAGAACCAACCUGUUCGUACCAGCCGAUCAGCUCUCUAAUCAAGAUUUCCUGACAGCGGAGGACAAGGAAGGUGUGUUUAAUGCUGAUCACUUCCCUCUGUGGUACAAGAGAGCUGCAGAGCAGGUCCCUGGCACGUUUGUCUACUCCAUACCCUUCAGCACAGCUUUAGAAAACAAGAGUGUAGUUUUAGCCAGCACUGCAAUUCAGCUCAUGGACGACAGAAAGUCACCCAUUUUUGCUGCUGUAGGGAUCCAAAUGAAGCUUGAGUUCUUUCAGAGGAAGUUCUGGACUGCCUGCAGACAGUGUACAGCCCUGGAUGGAAAAUGCAGCAUUAGCUGUGAUAACGACGACAUUAACUGUUACCUCAUCGACAACAACGGUUUCAUUCUUGUGACAGAAGAACAGUCUCAGACAGGGCUCUUCUUUGGGGAAGUGGAGGGUGCUGUUAUGAACAAACUUCUUCAGAUGGGGUCCUUUAAAAGGAUCACGCUGUAUGACUACCAGGCCCUUUGCAAAGAGUACGCUGGCAGCAGCGACAGUGGCCGCUCUUUGUCAGAUCCUUUUUCUGUGGUUAAGUGGCUCCUGACUGAACUUGUCAUUUUUCUGCUAGAAUUUAACCUUUACAGCUGGUGGAAUAUCGAUCUUUCUGUUAAAGCUCAGAGGUCUCGGGGUAAAACCAUGAUGGUGCCGUGUGACACAGAAUAUCCUGCUUUUGUCUCUGAACGCACCAUCAAAGAAACAACAGGCAACAUUGAAUGUGACGGCUGUAGCAGAUCUUUUGUUAUACAGCAGAUUCCCAGCAGCAAUCUCUUCAUGGUUGUCGUGGAUAAUAAGUGUGACUGCAGUAAUGCUCCUCCGGUCACCAUGGAUCCUAUCGAGAUCAUGUACAAUGAGUCACUAAAAUGUGACAGACUGAAGUUUCAGAAGGACAGAAAGAAGCCUGAAUCGUGUCAUCCUUUCCACCCCGAGGAAAAUGCCAUGGAGUGUGGCUCCGCAACACGUCUCUCUAGUCCUCUGGCAGCAGCUCUUCUGCCUCUGAUAGCAGCGACCAUCAGCAGGUGACCACUGACAGCACAGCUGGACCUCAGUAAGGACUAACUCAUUAAGAAGAUGCUUCAACACAUAGAGAACACGGCCCAUCAGAAAUGAAACUGCUCAUACUUCUGCCACAGGCAGCAAUCUGCUAAGACAAACUCUUUAUCAGUAGCACCGAGACUCACAUUCAUUAAUGCAGAAAACAUAAAAGAAAGUGGGAGUAACGGAGUGCUGGGUGGCUUUGCUGCUAGAGUAUUGCAGAUCACGCCGCUGACAGUUUGUCAUAUUGUUCUGAAUGUGUGCUGAAAAAUUAAGAGAAAAAAUGUAAGCAGUAUGUCUAAAGUAAAAACAAAUACCUAGAGUACAGGGCUUUCUUGUCACAGUCUAAAACAGGUCCUUUGUGCAAAGGAUGAUAGUGAGACAUUAAAUGUUUGCUUCUUUGUUGUGAGAGGAAAAAAAAAUGAAAGCUAACGUCUGCAGAAUGUAAAACGCACUUUUGUGUAAUGUGAAAAGAAUGCUGGGCAGUAUAUACUGUGUAUUUGGCAACAAAUUGCUAAACUAUUUACUGUGCCAUCAAAGUUUUCGUUCAAGUAUUUUACGUUGAUUUUGUAAUUAAGUUCUUUUCUUAUGUCUUAUGUAAUGAAUGGCAGAGAGACAAAAUAAUAAAUGUAAAGGCUCCGUUCUGCCAGAUUCUCUCUGUUUUAAAGCAGAAGAUAGCUGAGACAAGAAAAAGAUGCAUGAUGAAGAUUCGGCAGUGAGUUUGGAGGAUGUUACGAUGGUGUGCUCUGUCAUAAUUUGUCAAGAUGACCACAUAUUCUUAACCAAGCUGAUGAAUAAAUACAUAGACAUAUUUUC